UUUCCUCCAUUUCUGGGUUUCUUCUCAUCUUCCAAGGAUUAGGAUUCUCAUUUUUAGGAAAUUAGUUUUUUUUUUUCUGCUCAAGUGAUGACGACGAGUUUGGAUCGGUGGGAGAAAGAUCCUUUCUUUCCCGCUGCUGAAGAAGUUCAGGAAUCUGCCGACAGGAUGGAGUCAGCGUACAGGACAUGGAUCAAUGGGAAAAGAGACUCUUCAAAUGUAUGGGACUCUGAACAGCUUCAUAGAGAUCUUCACGCUGCUCUUGGAACCACCAAAUGGCAGUUAGAUGAAUUCCAAAAAGCUGUCAAAUCUAGCUAUGACAAUCGUUUGAGUGAUGAAACUAGAGAUAGGCAUCGGGAGUUUACUUUCGCAAUGGAAGCUCAGGUGUCGAAAAUCGAGAAGUCUCUCAAGGAAGCUGCGCAAUCCGAUGGCAAAGGAACUCCGAGAUGGGUUCGUUUGGAUGAAGAUGAUCGUAAUGAGCUUGCUCUCUUCUUGACUGGACCAUCUGAAUCUGUCAAAGCAAAUCCGAAUGGACAUAGAAGGACGGCAAGUGCUGCUGAAUUCAGUGCUUGGAACAUUGCGGUUUCUGAUGAUGGUUUACUGAAGAAAUCUUCUGAUGAGCCAGUGGUUCGACCUCCGAGGAAAGUACCUAGCUUCUCUGGGUUCUUAAAUUAUAUGGAUCCUGGGUCCAACCAUUGCAAUAGAAAGUGGAAGGCUUUAGAUCGUCAAGGAGACUCCGAUGCUGCGUUAUUACCUAUCCAAGCUAACCAACAAGUUAUGAAUGGAAGUCUAGAGAAGGGCAAGAGUUGUAUGGAGUGUGAGGAGGACUGUUAUGAAAAGCAGCUUCACGGUUGGUAUGGAGCUCUACAGAGGCAACUUCAACGGUCUCAGUAUCGAAUGCGAUAUAGUAAAUCGGUUCACGCUGCAAUUUGGAUAAUUCUUUUAGUUUUUCUUAUUGUGGUAGUCGCAGUGCAUUCAAUGUAGAAGACAGGUUUGGAAUAGCAGGGUUCGAGUUCAUUCAUCUUCUGUGUAACGGCGAAAUAGACGAAUUUGGGAAUCCACAUUUUUACUGUACAGUAAAUUCCACUGUUUUUGUUGGUUGUUUGUAAUAUAGAAAUGCAUUUUUU
Messenger RNA from Arabidopsis arenosa, 1124 nucleotides. NCBI's taxonomy places the organism in Eukaryota, Viridiplantae, Streptophyta, Magnoliopsida, Brassicales, Brassicaceae. The record is from the annotation of a GenBank genome assembly.